This is a messenger RNA of Monoraphidium neglectum, 1716 nucleotides long. Its product is annotated as protein farnesyltransferase subunit beta. Gene Ontology annotation, biological process: protein farnesylation. Lineage: Eukaryota; Viridiplantae; Chlorophyta; Chlorophyceae; Sphaeropleales; Selenastraceae. The record is from RefSeq and is a predicted model, not a curated record. Gene Ontology annotation, cellular component: protein farnesyltransferase complex. Gene Ontology annotation, molecular function: protein farnesyltransferase activity. The transcript is spliced from 5 exons. Bases 1 to 1716 code for a protein of 571 amino acids.
AUGGAGCCCGCGACGCCGACCACGCGCGCGCAGCGCGACCUGGAGACGCGCAUCGCGUCGAUCUAUCGCGACCUCGCUGACCUGGACGCCACCGGCCGCGUCCACCGCGUGCACCGCGGCGACGACGCGCUGCCCCUGCAGCGCGACCGCCACGCCCGCUACGCCGCCGCGGGGCUCGGGCGGCUGCCGGCCGGCUUCUCUUCGCUCGACGCGAGCCGCCCCUGGAUUGUUUACUGGGUCCUCCACUCCCUGGCGCUCCUACGCGCCCCGCUGCCAGAUGGGAUUGAAUCCAGCGACGUCGUGGCGUUCCUGUCCGCCUGCAAGGCCGCCGGCGGCGGCUACGGCGGCGGGCCGGGCCAGAUGGCGCACCUGGCGCCGACGUACGCGGCCGUUUGCGCGCUGCUGACGCUCGGCGGCGACGAGGCGCUCGCCAGCGUGGACCGGCCGGCGGUGGCGGGGUUCUUGCGGCGGAUGGUGGUGCCGCCGGAGCGCGGCGGCGGCUUCACGAUGCACGAUGGCGGCGAGGCGGACGCGCGCGCCUGCUACACGGCGAUCGCGGUGGCCACGGCCUUGCACCUGGAUGUGGAGGGGCUGGCGGCAGACUCAGGGGUGGUGGGUUACCUACAGCGCUGCCAGACGGUCGAGGGCGGCCUCGGCGGCGAGCCCGGCAACGAGGCGCACGGCGGCUACACGUACUGCGGCGCCGCGGCGCUGGCGCUGCUGGGCCGCCUCUCCGCGCUCGACCUGCCGCGCCUCGCGCGAUGGGUCGCGCAGCGCCAGGGCACGGUGGAGGGCGGCUUCAACGGGCGCACCAACAAGCUCGUCGACGGCUGCUACUCCUGGUGGCAGGGGGGCGUCAUGCCGCUGCUGGCGGCGGAGCGGCAGCUGCUGAUACGGCAGGCGCUGGCGGUCGGGCCGCCGGUGGAGGGGGACGCGGACCUGCAGGUGCCGGCGCUGCCCAGCCUGGGGGGCGUGGUCACCCCUUAUGAUGAGGCCUGCAGGGGGAGUGAUCGCGCGAACGACAAGGCCGAGCUGCUGCUGGAGCAAGCCCUGGCGGCAGAGGCUGAUGUCAAACAGCAGCGGCGGCAACAGCAGCAGCAGCAGCAGCAGCAGCAGCAGCAGCAGCAGCAGCAGGAUCCUGCAAGCAAGGGGACUGGCGGCGCGGCAGACUCGCAUGCGGCGGGCAGCUUGGAUGAGGCCGAGGCGCGGUCGCGGUUGCUCUUGAAGCAGGCGGAGGAGGCGCAGCGGGUGGCAGAGGAGGCGGACUUGAUCAUGGAGAUCGCCCAGUACAGCGCAGCCCAGCUGUUCGUUUGCUUCGAGGGCGAGGGCUCCCGUGCUCAGGAUGAGACGCAGCAGCAGGAGCCCGCCGCUGGCGGCAGCAGCAGCAGCGGCGCAGCUGCAGCGGCGGGCGCGCAGGGGCAGGGGCGGGGGCGGCCCGCCGCGCUGUUUGAUACGGAUGCGCUGCAGGUGUGGGUCCUGAAGGGCUGCCAGCAGCAGCUCAAGGGCGGCCUGCGCGACAAGCCCGGCAAGCCGCCGGACUACUACCACACCUGCUACUGCCUGAGCGGCCUGUCCGCGGCGCAGCACGCGGAGGGCGGCGGCGGCGUGCUGGGCGCGGCGGGGAACCAGCUGCGGAAGGCGAGCCCGCUGCUGAACGUGCUGGAGGAGAAGGUGGAGGCGGCGGCUGUGUACUUUGGCUCGCUGCCUCGGAUCUGA